Molecule: messenger RNA, 408 nt
Organism: Psylliodes chrysocephalus
Lineage: Eukaryota; Metazoa; Arthropoda; Insecta; Coleoptera; Chrysomelidae
Source: the annotation of a GenBank genome assembly
AUGGCUAUAAAACAAGUAGUAAUUUUAGAAAGUAAUAAUAUGUCAGUAAGUCAAAUAAAUACUAAUAGUCCAGUUAAAGAAGAAAAUAAUAGUCAAGUCAAAGAAGAAAAUGGUAGUCCAGUCAAGGAAGAACAUAAUAGUCCAGUCAAAGAAGAACAUAAUAGUCCAGUCAAAGAAGAACAUAAUAGUCCAGUCAAAGAAGAAUAUAAUAGUCCAGUCACAAAAAUGGUUGAAAUGAAGGUCAAUAGUUCAGUCAGAGAUAUAUCAAGUCUAGAGAAGGUAGAAAUAGGAGCAAUUUCUAACAUUAAAUCUAUAAGGUCGGUACCUGCUUUUAUAAAUGUUUUUAUUGAAAAUGUCCAGUUUAAUAUAGAAGUUGACACAGGUGCUUCUGUAAGUCUAAUGUCAUGA